AUGGCCGUACCUUCUGUCAUGCAUACUCAAGCAUGUCACUCUAGCGGAUAUUGUGUACCACAGUGCAAAGUUUCCCACUCGGCCAACACAGCACUGUCUCUCUCCUCGGCUCCGCCCCCGGUCAACGGCGUAGUAACCUUCACCGCAAACGACCAUUAUACCAUGCCACCGGCAGUAACGUCAACUCGUCCUCGCAGUCAUAUUCCAAUACCUGUCAACUCAUCCAUAUCCCGCAGCUCCGACAUCCCAGCCAGUUCUAGCACACUUGGUCCUUUUGUACCUGUCAGUGCCAGUAAUCCUUUCGAGUUUUCUGCCAUGCUCAUCCCACGAGAACAAUGUCAUCAAUCCCCAUCCCCACCCGCAACAUCCACUCGAUCUGAGCGCUGGCUGCUGUCAAGCAACAGAGACCUAGCGCGGCUCGCUGUUCUCAUUGUCACUUUGCUCUGCGAACCGGAAGGGAUACCUUGCACCGUGCCGCACAAUGUGUCGGGACAGGACACGAGCGAUCCAAAGUUGGUCUCGUUCACAGAACAAGUCCUUCGGGCAACGAAUCUCUACGUCUCAUCAGUCUAUGUUGCAUUGUGGUACAUGUGGCAGCUUCGCUGCUUGCGCUGUAAUGGAAAUGCAGACUUUUCGGCUCGAUGGGCCGCGCAUACACUCUUGGGCAAGAUCAAGGAACGAGAAGAUGGUGCCUUGACGUUGAUCACCCUUGCGCUCAUGUUGGCAAACAAGAUACAAGAUGACCAUACGUACACCAAUCGCACAUGGAAUCAACUUACCAAGAUCCCAUUAGAAGAGCUCAAUAGCCUCGAACGUGGAUACCUGAGAGCGCUCGGCUAUCGGCUGCAAUUGAGUGACGUGGACUUUUCAAUGUGGCGAGCCAAAGUCGACGCAUUUUGGGUGCGCAGGGCUGGCGGCAUUCCACGACCAUUGAGCAACACGCUCAAGCCUCGCAAGUCUCAAUCGCUCACACACGCACAAACGUACGCACCACCGACUACCAAACGAAACGUACCAUUGCAAGCCAACGAUCACUUUAUCUAUCACCAGCAGCAGCACAUCAUCCCCACCAGCUUUCAAACCCAGCAGCAGCACACACUUCAUCAAGCAACUAUCGGUCCCACACACACCAGUAUACCUUUGGUACCAUCAGGCUUCGAUCAUCCUUUCCCCACACGCGCAUUCCUUCCAGUGAGCUUUGCAGUUCCACCCGCGGUCACCGCAACAACCCCAUCUUAUACCUUUGGUCCCCCACCUGGUCUCAAGGCACGGCGCACAGGGCGACCUUCAUCUAUCUCGACACUACCCAAAGGGUGUGCGUGUGGCAUGCAGCACGGCUCACCCCUGUCAUCAUAUGGCUGCAGUCUGGCAAUUUCACAAACGGGCGUUCCUCUACCGUCGCAUAUGGAUUACCAGGGCGCACCUGCUGCCGAAAUUGGGAUGCUAUAUCCAUACGAAACCACUUACACUACGAAUGGAAUGUUUGGACAUGAAACAGUCGAGACCUGCAUUCUGGUUUGGAUGCUGGUGGAAGCGAACCUGGCGAUCCUGGAGCAUUCCGACAUGAAAGUAGCGUGUUUACAGUUCUCCCCGCAACAUGGUCAACCAGAUCUGAACCGAAGGCGAGCGGACGAACUGAUACGAGAAUCAGGUUUGAGCGCUCAAAAUGUGGACAUUCUCGUCUUGCCCGAGAUGGCCUUUUCCGGUUACAUUUUCGAAACCCGACAAGACGUGACACCCUAUGCGGAAUCAUCAGAGAAUGGAGAGACAUUGCAGUGGGCGAUCUCAUGGGCUAGGCAGUUGAGUGCCUAUAUCCAGGUCGGUUAUCCUCGAAUAGAACAAUCUACAACCGGACCAUCUCCACUGCUGUACAAUUCUGUUUACCUCGUAUCACCGGAUGGUACGCUGGUCCGAACAUAUGAUAAACAUUUUCUGUAUGAGAAGGAUGAGCGAUGGGCGGAAGAGGGGUUUGGGUUCUGUGCUUUGGAGUGCCCCGGUUUGGGAAAGGUGGGCUUGGGGAUAUGUAUGGACUUGAACCCAUACCGCUUCAUGGCCCCCUUUGAUGCAUACGAAUUUGCAAACUUUCAACUCGAAAAUGAAUCGCAAAUAAUACUAUGUUCUAUGGCGUGGAUUUUGUCUCUACCAGCCGAUGACGACUCGGUAGUGGAUGACAUUGAGCACGAGUCCAUAUCAAUAACACCAGUGAUGGAUACUGUUAAAUACUGGGCAAUGAGACUAAUGCCUUUGAUACAAAGCCGGCGUCGAAUCAUUUUUGUUGCUGCUAAUAGAAUAGGCGAGGAACAAGGGACAGUCUUUUGUGGAACUAGUUGUGUAAUGGAGUUUAUUGAUGGACGAAUACAGCUGCAAGGUGUUUUGGGAAGAUCCGAGGAGGGGAUCUUGUGUGUUGAAAUUCAAUAAACCUUUCGAUAAGUGAUAGGUGAUGAAACAUUGACGGACAGAUGGUGGACUCUAUUUUAUCGCAAAUGAUAUGUUCAGACCUGGA
Molecule: messenger RNA, 2503 nt
Organism: Spizellomyces punctatus DAOM BR117
Lineage: Eukaryota; Fungi; Chytridiomycota; Chytridiomycetes; Spizellomycetales; Spizellomycetaceae
Exons: 8
Coding region: 1-2418 (805 amino acids)
Biological process (GO): regulation of cyclin-dependent protein serine/threonine kinase activity; protein catabolic process
Molecular function (GO): protein kinase binding; protein-N-terminal glutamine amidohydrolase activity; protein-N-terminal asparagine amidohydrolase activity
Source: RefSeq, a predicted model, not a curated record